Molecule: messenger RNA, 1479 nt
Organism: Linum tenue
Lineage: Eukaryota; Viridiplantae; Streptophyta; Magnoliopsida; Malpighiales; Linaceae
Source: the annotation of a GenBank genome assembly
AUGGCGGCGGCCACCGAGACAUCAACCGAACCAGUGCACAUCCUCGUCUUCCCUUACCCAGCACAAGGCCACUUAAUCCCUCUCCUCGACUUCACCCACCACCUCGCCGCCCGCAGCGCCGGCCGUCUCAAAAUCACAAUCCUCGCCACCCCUAAAAACCUACCGCUCCUCCAGCCGCUGCUCUCCCGCCACCCUUCCACCAUCCAGACCCUCAUCCUCCCUUUCCCUCCCCACCCUUCCAUCCCUCCCGGCGUCGAGAACGCCAAAGACUUCCCGCCGAACCUUUCCCACAAACCCGGCGGCGUCCACCUCCUCAUGAUGGCCGCCCUCGGCGGCCUCCGCUCCCCUCUCCUCCGCUGGUUUCAGUCCACCCCUUCCCCUCCUUCCGCCAUAAUCUCCGACAUGUUCCUCGGCUGGACCCACCGCCUCGCCUCCGACCUCGGCAUCCCUCGAGUCGUCUUCUCCCCUUCAGCCGCCGUCACUUUAUCCGUCGUCAACUACCUCUGGCGAUACAUGCCUGUCCUCCCCGAAGACCCCGAUUCUCCCUUCCCGUUCCCAAAACUCCCCAAUUCCCCCGCUUGGCCUUCCUCCCAGCUAUCCUCGAUCUACCGCUCCUACGUCGCCGGCGACCCUGUUUCCGAAUUCAUCAAAGACGGAUUUCUCGCCAAUAUGGAAAGCUGGGGAGCUGUUUUCAAUUCGUUCCACGCGCUGGAAUCGAAGUAUCUCGAUUACUUAAAAAAGGAAUUGGGGCACGAUCGGGUGUGGGCGGUCGGACCUAUACUCCCUCCCGCCGCCGCCUCCGGCGGCGACGGUAACGGAAAGGAUAGGGGCGGGGCCAGCUCCGUCUCGGUUGCCGAUCUCGAGGCGUGGCUGGGCACCUGUCCCGAUGACAAAGUCGUUUACGUCUGUUUCGGCAGCGAGGCCGUGCUAACGGCGGAUCAGACGGCGGCGCUGGCCUCGGGAUUGGAGAAGAGUGGGGUCCGCUUCGUGUGGAGCGUGAAGGGCGGGGGAGCGGGACACGUGGCGAGGGAGUUCGAGGAUCGGGUGGCGGGAAGAGGCGUGGUGAUUCGGGGGUGGGCCCCGCAGGUGACGAUACUGAGCCACCGCGCCGUGGGCGCGUUCCUGACUCACUGCGGGUGGAACUCGGUGCUGGAAGGGAUCGUGGCCGGGGUGGCGAUGCUGACGUGGCCGAUGGGCGCGGACCAGUUCAUCGACGCCACGUUGCUGGAGGAGGAGCUCAAGGUUGGGGUUAGGGUGUGCCAAGGGAAGAACUCGGUGCCCGACCCGGCCGAGCUGGCGCGGCGGCUGGCGGAGAUGAUGGCGGAGGAUGAGGGCCGGGAGGAGAGGAAGCGGGCCAAGGAGCUGAGCCGGGCGGCGGUGGAGGCCGUUGGAGAUGUCGGGAGUUCGACCAAAGAUUUGGAUUCGCUGGUCGAUCAUUUGGUCAAGUUGGCUACAUCUUCAGGCGCACAAAAAAGUUAG